GCGCAGCCCCAAGCCGAGUCCAGCAAGUCUGUCAAUCGGGCGUGAACGUCCCGACCAGACAACUUGGACCUCAGGGACCUCGCGCUAGCCGGACACCGCAGGUACCCCCUUUACCUGCGUCUCUGCUGGGUUUGCAUCCGACCCCCCCAACUCCUAGCCUCAUUUUCCCCCCAGCCCCAUAAUAUUCCGGACCCCUGCUCCCCGUGCAGGUGGUGCAAACGCACCUGCUCUCUGGCGCCCCCUGCUGGGAAGAGGGAAGGCGGCCGCGGCCGCGGAGGAGCAGGACACGGGGCCCGGACGGAGCUCAGCGCUAGGAAGAAGCCGGGAGCUUCCCUGAUGGUGCCGCCGCCUCUGAGCCGGGGAGGAGCCGCCAGGGGCCAGCUGGGCAGGAGCCUGGGUCCGCUGCUGCUGCUCCUGGCGCUGGGACACACGUGGACCUACAGAGAGGAGGCGGAGGACGGCGACAGAGAAAUCUGCUCAGAGAGCAGAAUCGCGACGACUAAAUACCCGUGUCUGAAGUCUUCAGGCGAGCUUACCACAUGCUACAGGAAAAAGUGCUGCAAAGGAUAUAAAUUUGUUCUUGGACAAUGCAUCCCAGAAGAUUACGACGUUUGUGCCGAGGCUCCCUGUGAACAGCAGUGCACGGACAACUUUGGCCGAGUGCUGUGUACUUGUUAUCCAGGAUACCGAUAUGACCGGGAGAGACACCGGAAGCGGGAGAAGCCAUACUGUCUGGAUAUUGAUGAGUGUGCCAGCAGCAAUGGGACGCUGUGUGCCCACAUCUGCAUCAAUACCUUGGGCAGCUACCGCUGCGAGUGUCGGGAAGGCUACAUCCGGGAAGAUGAUGGGAAGACGUGUACCAGGGGAGACAAAUAUCCCAAUGACACUGGCCAUGAGAAGUCUGAGAACGUGGUGAAAGCCGGAACUUGCUGUGCCACGUGCAAGGAGUUCUACCAGAUGAAGCAGACUGUGCUGCAGCUGAAGCAAAAGAUUGCUCUGCUUCCCAACAAUGCAGCUGACCUGGGCAAGUAUAUCACUGGUGACAAGGUGCUGGCCUCAAACGCCUACCUUCCAGGACCUCCUGGCCUGCCUGGGGGCCAGGGCCCUCCCGGCUCACCAGGACCAAAGGGAAGCCCAGGCUUCCCCGGUAUGCCAGGCCCUCCUGGGCAGCCCGGUCCACGGGGCUCAAUGGGACCCAUGGGACCAUCUCCUGAUCUGUCCCACAUUAAGCAAGGCCGGAGGGGCCCUGUGGGUCCACCAGGUGCACCAGGAAGAGAUGGUUCUAAGGGGGAGAGAGGAGCGCCUGGGCCCAGAGGGUCUCCAGGACCCCCUGGUUCUUUCGACUUCCUGCUACUUAUGCUGGCUGACAUCCGCAAUGACAUCACUGAGCUGCAGGAAAAGGUGUUCGGGCACCGGACUCACUCUUCAGCAGAGGAGUUCCCUUUACCUCAGGAAUUUCCCAGCUACCCAGAAGCCAUGGACCUGGGCUCUGGAGAUGACCAUCCAAGAAGAACUGAGACAAGAGACUUGAGAGCCCCCAGAGACUACUACCCAUAGCACAUCCCAACACCGUCAUGCCAAACGAAGAGAAAGAUCAACUCACCUGCAGUUAAACCAUCUAAAGAGAAAAAACACCACUGGAGACCUAGAAAACAUACAUUUUUCUCUUCUCUUCUCCUGACAUUCUCCACUCCUCUUCUUCCAAAUACAAUACUGUUUUCAGAGUCCCCUCUUAGGCCUGCAGACACGAGGGAGUGAAUGAUUGAUUUACCUGCUUCUCACUGAGAGUCCGUUGGGGUGGUUUGCGUUGUAACUUUUCUUUUACAUCCUAUUUUUCCAGGAACUUUGGGUUUAAGUACUCUCACAGUGUGUUAAAUCAUAAAUUCUUGAAGUUAAAUUUGGCAGAGUAUUAAAAGGGGGAAAAUGGCAAAGUGAGCUCUAGGAAAAUGUGAGGCUACUUCUGAGAUGUGUGUUCAGAAUAGAACAUAACUCCUCUAGUAUCAAAAUUAGGGCUCUUUACUUAAAAGGGGUGGGGAGGACAAACGUGUAGAUGUACUUUGGUGGAGAAUUCUUUUUCCUUGUGCUUCUAGGAGACUUUAAAUAUUGUAUCCCCUUGUCAAACCUUGUUUCCCAAAUUCAAUUAAAGAGAGGAGAGAAUUGAAUGGCAUUUAGAGAAGAUAGAAAAGAAUUACAGUCAUAUAUUUACUGUUAUAUAGAUCGCCACAUUCUAAAAUUCAAAUACCGUGCUUAAGGUUUCCUCCCAUGCUUAUCUGUAAGUAUCCUAUUUAGGGAAGAAGAUUAAACUCUUUUCAAAAAACAAAGUGAAAUGCCUGGAUUCACACUAAAACAAUGGGCUUUGGUUUGCUAGAAUAUUUUAAAGCUGUUUAAUCAAGAGUGGAGCCUGCUCUAUAAAUAGAGAUUAUUUGUUCAAUAAAGUGGCUGACCUUAGAGAGAGGUGCAGAAUUCCUGGUUCUGAGCAGGUGCCCAGAAGGUACCAUUAGGUGCCAUGAUCCAGGCUGAACCAAUAUACAGUGGGGCCGAAGUCUGCAAGGAGGUUGCUGGCUUGGGCUGACCUCACUAACGCCGUCAGCAGCGGUAGGUAAAUUUGCUCUCCUUGGGUGUUUACAAGUUUUUGUCUGGAGCCAACCACGCUUGCCACCAACAUAUUGAGAAUAAUACACUAUUGAAAGUUAUCUUGGAUGGGGACAAAAAAAAAAAUAGUGGUUUUCCUUGUUGGCAAAAACUUCCUUCCUUUUCCCAUUUUUUCUUAGUUUUCUUUAAUUCAGUCCAAGUUCCAGUUCUUUUAGGCCUUCUCUUUGAUUUCUUUUCCCCUGCAUGUGAGAAGAAGUUCAGAAAAGGGUCUGUUUCUCCACCUCCUAGUGAGCUAGAGUGUUUUCUCAAAGCACCUCUGGGUCCCAAGGGGAAGCAUGUUCCUGCCAAGGUUUGCUGUGGAUUCAGAAGCACCAGAAGCAAGAGACCAGAAGGAUGAUCUGCUCCUUUGUAACGUUGUUGAGGGCCCUCUUGGUUCCAAUGAGCAGUUUAUAGGUUACUCACAGUCCACUUUCUCAUUGGACACACAAAGUGGUUCUUUAUCUACCUUUGCGGGAGAUUUUCACUCUUAUAUUGAGCUUCACAAAUGAUCGUUCUCACACUCAUAUUCCCUCAUGUUGGAAUUUCCCAUCCUGCCAUGUCUUUUCCCAUUUCUUUUUGGCUUUUUUGCCUCCACCUUUUAGCCCACAUCAUUUAACUCCACUACUGUGAAAGCUUGCUUAAAGAAAAUCCCUCUUGGCCGGGCGUGGUAGCCCACGCCUCUAAUCCCAGCACUUUGGGAGGCUGAGGUGGGCAGAUCACAAGGUCAGGAGAUCAAGACUAGCCUGACCAACAUGGUGAAACUCUGUCUCUACUAAAAAUACAAAAAUUAGCUGGGCAUGGUGGCGCACACCUGUAAUCCCAGCUACUCAGGAGGCUGAGGCAGGAGAAUUGCUUUAACCUGGGGGGCGGAGCCCAGAUUGCGCUACUGCACUUCAGCCUAGGUAACAGAGGGAGACUGCCUCAUUAAAAAAAAAAAAAAAAAAAAAAAAAAAAGACCGGGCGCGCUGGCUCACACCUGUAAUCCCAGCACUUUGGGAGGCCGAGGCAGGCGGAUCACAAGGUCAGGGUAUCGAGACCACAGUGAAACUCCGUCUCUACUAAAAAUACAAAAAAUUAGCCAGGUGCGGUGGCGGGUGCCUGUAGUCACAGCUACUCGGGAGGCUGAGGCAGGAGAAUGGCGUGAACCCAGGAGGCGGAGCUUGCACUGAGCUGAGAUCGCGCCACUGCACUCCAGCCUGGGAGACAGAGCGAGACUCCGUCUCAAAAAUAAAAAAAAUCCCUCUUGUUGUGUUUGAAUGCCACCUUUCAGUCCUCUCCCUUACGAAUGAUAGGAAGGGGCUUUUCAGAUCUCCAGUGGCAGCAGUCUUCCUUCCCUUCUUCCUGCCAUGUUGGAAAUGCAGGACUCAUGUCAAUCAGCGGGUGGCUGAGUCUUUCAUGAACACUUUGCUCCUCUAUGUCUCAUUUAUGCAAAAUUCCUGGUGACUGUCCAGUAACAUUUUUAAAGUGAAAGCAAACACUUUCUUAGUGCUCUUUUCCUAGCAUCUUCCUCCUUCUCUCUGCAAAAUUCAACAUUCAUGACGGAGGGCCACGCCAACCACGGGUUUAUAAAGAGAGGAAAUGAACAGCUUUUGAUUCCCAUCUGGAAUAUAUUUAAUGUUUUCCUGCUUGUGGAGCAUGGUAUUUAAAGGGUGUGGAUGGAUGAAUGUUUAAAAAAACACACACAAAACUACGCACAAGCUGUAUGAGAGAUGGCUAGGUCCAUCCAUGAUUUUUUUUUUAAAUGAGAAAUUGUAAUACCUUUUCUUUGACAGUGAACUGUAUUUAGAAAUAUGAUCUUUAUUGUGAAAUGCUCAUAAAAUGCAACCAAACUGCAUGUUUGGCCAUAGGCUAGAAUUAUAUAUUAAAAGAAAUAAUGGAAAGUAGUAUUGUCUGGGUUUCAUGAAACUAUUCCAGAUAAUAUUCUCCAGGCAAAACUUACAGUAACCCAUAUUUUAUAACAUCAAUCUGCUGGACUAAGUUAAUUUAGAAAAUAAUUUUUAAUCCUCAGAUUUUCAAAACUGGGACUACUGCAAGACUGAUAUGUACUUUUUAUGCCCAAAUUAUAUUUUUCAAAGAUAGGACAUCAUAAGGCAUCAUUAUUUCUAAUGUAUCUUUUAGCUAGAUAGAAAAAGCUUUACCGUCUAAAUAGGACUUCUGCUCAAAACCUAAUGGGAAAGCCAUUUCUGGGGUAAGAUUUGCUAUAGUGCUUCUAGGUCAUUUCAUGUUUUAUAGUGAAAAAGAUCUUUGUACACCUCCUCAACCUGUUAGUAGAAAUGUUGACUUUGGCUGGGCGCGGUGGCUCACGCCUGUAAUCCCAGCACUUUGGGAGGCUGAGGCGGGUGGAUCACGAGGUCAAAAAAUCCAGACCAUCCUGGCUAACAUGGUGAAACCCCAUCUCUACUAAAAAUACAAAAAAUUAGCCGGACGUCGUGGCAGGCGCCUGUAGUCCCACCUACUCGGGAGGCUGAGGCAGGAGAAUGGCGUGAACCCUGGAGGCGGAGCUUGCAGUGAGCCGAGAUCGCGCCACUGCACUCCAGCCUGGGCGACAGAGCGAGACUCCGUCUCAAAAAAAAAAAAAAAAAGUUGAUUUCGAUUUUUGCACCCUCUUCACAGGACUUUAUAAAUUGCCUCUGAUCUUGGAAAGCAAUGGGAAUAAAAAUAUGCUGUUGAAAAUAGUGCAGCUCACGCCUGUAAUCGCAACACUUUGGGAGGCUGAGGCAGGCGGAUCAUGAGGUCAGGAGAUCAAGACCAUCCUCACCAACACAUGGUGAAACCCCAUCUCUACUAAAAUAAAAUUUCAAAAAAAUUAGCCGGACGUGGUGGCCCAUGCCUGUAGUCCCAGCUACUCGGGAGGCUGAGACAGAAGAAUUGCUUGAACCCGGGAGGUGGAGGUUGCAGUGAGCCAAGAUCGCACCACUGCACUCCAGCCUGGUGACAGAGUGAGACUACGUCUCAAAAAAAGAAAAUAGUACAUGGAGGGCAUGCAUUUUAGUUUAGGAAAACCCCUCUCCCUUCCCAGUUCCAGAGGGAGAAAUUAUAAGCUAUACUGUGCCAAAAGCGAGUGGGGCUGCAGAGAAGAUGGUGCCUUUUCUCACCUUCUUAGUUAAUGCCUGACAUCUGCCAUAGGAUUCAUUGACCAAAGGAAGUCAUUUCUACUGUAUAAACUCAGACAGGAGUAUCAUAGCCCAACAGGUAAAUAAUAAAUGUUCAUUGGUUUUGGAAGGAAGGAAAGGGGAGGAUUACCCCACCAAAUACCAGCGAAGAGCACCCUGGCUUUGGCCAUCUUUCCAAGGUUCAUAAUUGCUGUGGGCCUGGUGAGCCCUGUUCCCAGGUAUGCAAGGGAAGGCUUCUCCAGGCCAGACAUUGCUGUAGGUUUUCAGGCAGCAACUCCCCCAUCAUAUUUUCGGUGUCAUUCCCCACCAUCUCUCCCCACUUCUCAGCCUGUGCCUCAGAAACAGCCACAGCAGCCUCAUUCUGCAGACUUAACAUCUGUCAGAUUACCUUCCUGAAAAGGGAAGUUAUUGCAGGAAUCCAGGCCAAACAACAAGUAGAAUAGAGCCAUCUAAAGUUAUUAAUAAUGAGUUCAGGGAAAUAGAUCAAUUUUUUCCUGGCACAGUCAAUAUUUAUAUCUCACAAGUCAAAAAAUAAUUUCGCAUUUGGAAAACAAAACACACCAUGACUGUAAUUGUUAAGGCAUAUAAUCAUGAACUUCAUAUGCUCCCUCAACAAAUGUUACUGCUCUAGGGAAAUCAUAGAAAAGGACCCUCUUAUUCCCCAGGGGGUCAAAGCAAGUCCCCUUAGGAAUUUCAUGUGUGCCAUGGGUCUGUUUUUAUUUCACAGUGACUAGUCAUAUACUGGAGUAGCUCUGUUGUUCAUUAUUUGUAACAGAUCCAUAUAACAGUCAAGUUAGCAUUCAAACAAUUAUGGAUGUGAUACUACGGUGUACUUUUGUUAUGAUUGCAUAUGUUUAAUAACAAAGUUAUUUUUCUUA
Molecule: messenger RNA, 6622 nt
Organism: Symphalangus syndactylus (siamang)
Lineage: Eukaryota; Metazoa; Chordata; Mammalia; Primates; Hylobatidae
Gene: CCBE1
Product: collagen and calcium binding EGF domains 1
Molecular function (GO): calcium ion binding
Source: RefSeq, a predicted model, not a curated record